Bipolaris oryzae ATCC 44560 is the source of this 1320-nucleotide messenger RNA. RefSeq lists its product as uncharacterized. The record is from RefSeq and is a predicted model, not a curated record. The transcript has a single exon. NCBI's taxonomy places the organism in Eukaryota, Fungi, Ascomycota, Dothideomycetes, Pleosporales, Pleosporaceae. Bases 1 to 1320 code for a protein of 439 amino acids.
AUGAUUGACGAACUGCUGGUUCACAUCUCUGCCCCAACUACGCGACAAAGCGACCAACUCUACCAGUCUUUGGCCGAUGCCUAUCUUACAUUUGAGGCAGAUUUAUCCCAUCGGGGAAGUUCCCGACAUAUUGAUGUUGCGAAUCAAUCUGCCCCGCCCAGGCUAAAUGAUGUUACGGCUCUAGAUCAAGGGAGUUCAUUCCAAGGCAUCGCAGACACUUCCAACUUAUCUAUAAGCAAAGAUUCCUACGGUAGCUUCCCGUCACAUUUAUCUUUGGAUGGACUCAAGAACCAUGAGAAUACUACUGUUCGGUCCGAUGGUCGUCUAGUCAAAGAUGAUUCACCGCUCACGUCCGGUCGACUUGCUCAAUCAGAGCAUGCACGCCAUGAUGGGAAAUACCGAAGGAACCUCAGGUCGAGCUCCAUCAAGGGAAACCCGCUAGCGGAAAAGGCUCCAGGUACUCCAGGCGAUGUCGACCUGGGCUUUGUUGAGGACACGCAGCCGGCUACUGGAGUUCUCCAAAGUCAAUUACAGGACAGCUAUCUGAAGGGCUAUGACGAUACAUCUGCAAGUGGUACGGAUGAAGAACGAAUUCAAGAUAGCACUAUUGAGGCGUUAGUCACAACAACACCUAAUACGAAAGAAGGCUUUCCAGAACGGCGACGAAGUAUGCGCUUAAAAGCGGCGAGUAUCGUAUCAGAGACGCCCAUGCCUACUGCGAAGCUGUCUGCAAAACCCAAUGCUACUGCAACAUCCCAGAGGCCUGUCAGUCUAGACGAUGCUUUGAAUCCAUCGUCGCCAGCAUCAUGGCAUACGACCUGUGAGGAAAAAGACCCUGAAGAUAGUAGCCAAAUCGCUCCACCUAUAGAUUUCUCCAAGCUUGAGAUCGACGUCUAUCCACCAGAACCUAAGAUAUCAACAGAGCGACCGGGCACUCUGCCUUCUCAAAUCACUCCACAACUAGCAGCACUCAAGCAGCAAAAUCCAAAGCGUUUCAAGCCAAUCAGGAUAGUGAAGAAGCCGAAACCCGAUGAUCGUGGAUAUUGGUCAGUCAGCUGUUCGCACUGGAGCGCGCAGCUUCAGCAGGCAUUUUGGAACGACCUGUGUGAGCAAGUCACGAGUGGGAAACUCGGCUGGGGCGUGAUGCUGUACCGAGAAGGUCGCACUUCUCGCUCAUUGGGCCAAGUGAAGCUGUAUUGCUGGGGAGAGAUAGUAGAGCAUACAUGGUUGGUCUUGUGGCUGUGUUCUAAAGGGAAAGUAUCGAGCUCGGGACUGGAAUGGAUUGACGCUGAUGGAAAUCCGGCGUUUUUAAUGUCCUGA